Messenger RNA from Pecten maximus, 2461 nucleotides. Its product is annotated as protein disulfide-isomerase A3-like. NCBI's taxonomy places the organism in Eukaryota, Metazoa, Mollusca, Bivalvia, Pectinida, Pectinidae. Gene Ontology annotation, cellular component: endoplasmic reticulum. Bases 83 to 1546 code for a protein of 487 amino acids. The record is from RefSeq and is a predicted model, not a curated record. Gene Ontology annotation, molecular function: protein disulfide isomerase activity. The transcript has 13 exons. Gene Ontology annotation, biological process: response to endoplasmic reticulum stress; protein folding.
CAGCGCACGAACUCCGUCCACGUUGUGUUUACCGGCAUCGGAACCUACACACGGUGAUACCACGGGGAAGAAGAUAGGCGAAAUGUUGAAAUUUGCUGGACUUUUGCUGUUGGCAUCACUUGCCUAUGCCAGCGAUGUGCUUGAAUUUGAUGACAGUAACUUUGCAAGCAAUAUUGUGAAACAUGAUAUAAUAUUAGUCGAGUUUUAUGCCCCAUGGUGUGGCCAUUGUAAAAAUCUGGCACCUCAUUAUGAGAAGGCUGCUACCACUUUGAAGAAUGAUGAUACACCAGUACCACUUGCCAAGGUAGACUGUACCACCAGUACUGAAACAUGUGGCAAGUAUGGAGUCAGUGGUUACCCUACCCUGAAAAUCUUCCGUGGAGGAGAGUUCUCCAAAGACUAUGAAGGAGGAAGAGAUGAAGCUGGCAUCCUCAAAACCUUGAGGAAGGAAGCAGGACCAUCAGCUAUGGAACUGACAGACAUUCAAGCAGCAGAAAAGUAUCUUGGGAAGCCAGAAUAUGCUUUAGUUGGUUUCUUCAAAGACACCUCAGACCUUAGUCUAUUCAAGAAAGCUGCAGAUGUAUUGAACAGCGAAGUUCGAUUUGGUUUCACCACUGAACAGGCUGUAAUGGAUAAAUAUGGAUACUCUGAUGAGAUUGUCCUUCUUCAGCCAAAACAUCUUAACAGCAAAUUUGAAGGUUCUGUUACCAAGUUUGAAAAGAAAGUAUCAACUGAAAACCUAAGGAACUUCUUGGGCAUCAAUUUACUUGGUCUUUGUGGUCAUCGUACCCAGGGCAAUGCUGCUUCUUUCUCAAGGAGGCCACUAAUCGUUGCUUACUACGAUGUUGACUAUGUGAAGAACAUCAAAGGAACAAACUACUGGAGAAACAGAGUGAUGAAGGUUGGAAAGAAGAUCCAAGAUUCUGGUAAAGAUGUUUACUUUGCUGUAAGCAAUGUUGAAGAAUUUGAUCAGGAAUUGCAAGAAUUUGGAAUGAAAGGGGAAGGAGUGCAAGUCAAUGCAAGAGAUACUCGUGACAAGAAAUUUGUCAUGACAGAAGAAUUCUCAAUGGAUACAUUUGAAAAAUUUGUCAACGAUUUCUUGGAAGAUAAACUUGAACCCUAUAUGAAAUCUGAAGCUGUCCCAGCCGACAACAGUGGCCCAGUAAAGGUUCUUGUUGCUAAAAAUUUUGAUGAGAUAGUAACUGAUGACAAAGAUGCGCUGUUAGAGUUUUAUGCACCUUGGUGUGGACAUUGUAAAUCAUUGGAGCCAAAAUACAAUGAAUUAGGAGAAAAGGUAAAAGAUAUUUCGGACAUUGUUAUUGCAAAAAUGGAUGCUACAGCAAAUGAUGUACCAAGUCAAUAUGAAGUUAGAGGUUUCCCUACCAUCUACUUUAAGCCAAAAGGAUCUGCACCAAGGAAGUAUGAGGGUGGCAGAGAGGUAAAUGAUUUCCUAAAAUAUUUGGAAAGCAAUGCUGAGAGCAAGGAUGAGGUUAAAGCAGCCAUGGGCGGAGAGAAGAAAAAGAAGAAGAAGAAGAUCGAGUUAUAAAUGAACACUUAAUGAGCAUGAAAGUAGAUAAAGAUGUGAAAAUGUGCAGAUGAAGAGAAAGAGGUACAUGAUUAUCGAAAAUAUUAUAUUCCCUUCCUGUUAUUUUUAAAUGUGUGAAUGGUUAAUAUCUACUUUCAUCACCAUUAAUUGUAUCACUUCUGGAAACAUACCAUCCAAGAACAUCAUUCAUUUUAGUGGGCCAUAUCAUAAGGACUUCAUUCCAUGCAGUUGAGGCACAUUUCGAAUUCCAGUUUUAAAAUGAUUAAGUUCUUACAAUGAUAAACUAAGGUAAAAAUUUACAAUUCAGACCUUCACUUUGUGCGACUUGAAGGAUAAUUAUACACUGUAUAUAAACUUUUAUAAAAUUCUGACAACAGUGUUCAUUUGGGUGCAGUUAUACAUACUUGUUGAUUUGUAGUUGGUGCAAAUGAAUGUCCCCUAACGGGAAUUUUUCGUAUGAAUGUGAAAAAUGAGGAUUCUUCAUGAAGUGUGAGAAUGAGUCUUUCGUUUAUGUCUGGGGUAGAGUAUUUAUAUUUUUAAUGGGAGAAUUCUAAGCUUUACUGAUAAUGAAGUUACCAAUUUCCUUAAAAGUUUCAAUGUUAUAUGCUUUACUGUUUAGUCAUGUUUUACAUGUACAUAUUAAAAACAUAUCUACAGUUUAGUAGUGCUACUGAAAUCAAAAGUCGUUUUCCUUUCCACUGGUUCUUCCUAUUCAACCAAUGACGAAACCUUUAAUUUGCUAAGUACCUUUAAAUGUUAUAUGUUGGGUUUAAUGUUGGUAUGUCUGUAUCCUGUCCCUACAAUAAUACAUACAGUGGAAGAAAGAAGCACAAGUUUUGAAUAAUAAAAACUACAUGUAUUCAAAAUGAGAGAGAAAGCCUUCAUUAACCGAUACAUUAAAUUAAUUUAAACUGA